AUGAGUAGGGAGGCGUACAGAGCUGUGAUUGGAGAUGGGUCAGAUGGUUUCAACGUCGACAAUGAGCUUAAUGAAGAUUUUUAUAUUGAGAAUGAAGAGUGUUUAGAGGAAUUAGGUGACAACCUGCUCUCAACUCUUCACCAUUUGCUUCUGGAUUUGUGGUUUCAUUUCGGGCAAGCUUUUUGGACAGCAAAAAUAGUAAAAAGGUUGUUUGCAGACUGGUUUUUAUGCAGGUUUUGGAGUGAAGUAGCAGCAAGUUUGGGACAGGAUUGGGGUACAAUUGGACAGCAUAGCAGGGACUGGUUUUUUGGCAUAUUGCAACAGCAUAAUUUGGAGUGUAGUAUCAUGGAAAGUGGAGAAAUUUGGGUGAAAAUUGAAGCAAGAUUUGGAUGA
This is a messenger RNA of Vicia faba (fava bean), 393 nucleotides long. Lineage: Eukaryota; Viridiplantae; Streptophyta; Magnoliopsida; Fabales; Fabaceae. The record is from the annotation of a GenBank genome assembly.